AUGGACGUCGCACUCGAACUCUUUGACCCCCUCGUUUUCGACAAGGUGUACGCCUGGGCAUUGCCGCACCCUGGAACCGGCUUUGGCAAUUCCUCAGAUGUGCACAAUCUCCUGGCCGCGGAUGCCGCGCCCGUGUCUCUCUGGGAUCGCGACAACAUCUACCGUCAGAUGAUAUCGAUUCUCCUUGUCACACAAUUCGGUGCCACCACUCUCUACUUCGUGUUCAGCGCAUUGUCGUACUACCUUAUCUUUGAUCGUCGCCUCGAGUACCACCCCAGGUUCCUGAAGAACCAAGUGCGCCAAGAAAUUUGUUCAUCCUUAACGGCUGUCCCAUUCAUCAACAUCUUGACUCUACCCUGGUUUCUGGCUGAGGUUCGCGGUCACAGCUUGUUGUACGGCGAUGUCCAAAGUUAUGGCUGGACCUGGCUCGCCAUUUCGUCGAUCCUUUACAUGGCCUUCAACGACGUUGCUAUCUACUGGAUCCACCGCCUAGAGCACCACCCGAGUGUAUACAAAUACAUCCACAAGCCGCACCACAAAUGGAUUGUUCCUACACCAUGGGCCGCAUUGGCUUUCCAUCCUCUUGACGGAUACGUGCAGUCGUUGCCGUACCACGCUUUCGUCUUCAUCUGUCCCAUGAAUAGAUACCUCUACAUGGUGCUCUUCGUCGCCGUACAGAUCUGGACAAUCUUCAUCCAUGAUGGGGACAUGAUCUCCGGUCACUGGACUGAGAAGUUUAUCAACAGUCCCGCUCAUCACACACUACAUCAUAUGUAUUUCACUGUCAACUACGGACAGUACUUCACCUGGUGCGACAACUAUUUUGACUCACACAGGGCACCAAGGCCUGAGCUCGACCCUAUCCACGAUGCUCUCAAGGUCAUGAGGGCGAAAGGCCUUGUGGAUGAGGCCGGCAAUCCAACCGUCAAGCCGAAAAAUGAGUAA
Ascochyta rabiei is the source of this 945-nucleotide messenger RNA. Its product is annotated as Delta(7)-sterol 5(6)-desaturase. The transcript is spliced from 3 exons. Bases 1 to 945 code for a protein of 314 amino acids. NCBI's taxonomy places the organism in Eukaryota, Fungi, Ascomycota, Dothideomycetes, Pleosporales, Didymellaceae. Gene Ontology annotation, molecular function: oxidoreductase activity; iron ion binding. The record is from RefSeq and is a predicted model, not a curated record. Gene Ontology annotation, biological process: lipid biosynthetic process.